This is a messenger RNA of Parastagonospora nodorum SN15, 1878 nucleotides long. RefSeq lists its product as hypothetical. The transcript is spliced from 8 exons. Gene Ontology annotation, biological process: vesicle-mediated transport; cellular response to unfolded protein; protein refolding. Gene Ontology annotation, cellular component: nucleus; cytoplasm; plasma membrane. Bases 1 to 1878 code for a protein of 625 amino acids. Gene Ontology annotation, molecular function: misfolded protein binding; ATP binding; ATP-dependent protein folding chaperone. The record is from RefSeq and is a predicted model, not a curated record. NCBI's taxonomy places the organism in Eukaryota, Fungi, Ascomycota, Dothideomycetes, Pleosporales, Phaeosphaeriaceae.
AUGAGCGACGAAGUAUACGAGGGUGCCAUUGGCAUCGAUCUUGGCACGACCUACUCUUGCGUCGCCAACUACGAGGGCACCAAUGUCGAGAUCAUUGCCAACGAGCAGGGUUCCUUCACCACCCCCUCCUUCGUCUCGUUCACGAGCGAGGAGCGUCUGAUUGGUGAGGCGGCCAAGAACCAGGCUGCUAUGAACCCGGAGAACACCGUCUUCGAUGUCAAGUACGUCUUGGAAUAUUCGCUGGCCGAUUGGCAGCGUUUGAUCGGUCGCCGAUUCGAGGACGAGACCGUCACCAAGGACAUCAAGUCAUGGCCCUUCAAGGUCAUCGACCAGGGCGGCAGCCCCAUGAUCGAGGUUGACUACCUCGGUGAGAAGAAGCAGUUCUCCGCCCAGGAGAUCUCCGCCAUGGUCCUCGUCAAGAUGAAGGAGGUUGCUGAGGUCAAGCUCGGCAUGAAGGUCGAGAAGGCCGUCAUCACCGUGCCCGCCUACUUCAACGACAACCAGCGUCAAGCCACCAAGGACGCCGGUGCCAUUGCUGGCCUCAACGUUCUCCGUAUCAUCAACGAGCCUACCGCCGCUGCUAUCGCUUACGGUCUCGGUUCCGGAAAGUCCGAGAAGGAGAGGAACGUCCUCAUCUACGAUCUCGGUGGUGGUACUUUCGAUGUGUCUCUUCUUCACAUUCAGGGUGGUGUCUUCACUGUCAAGGCCACCGCUGGUGACACACAUUUGGGAGGUCAGGACUUCGACACCAACCUCCUCGACCACUUCAAGAAGGAGUUCACAAAGAAGACGAAGAAGGACAUCAGCGGCGAUGCCCGUGCCCUUCGUCGUCUCCGAACUGCUUGCGAGCGUGCCAAGCGUACCCUCUCCAACGCAACCCAGACCACUGUUGAGAUCGACUCGCUGUUCGACGGUGAGGACUUCAACGCCAACAUAACCCGUGCUCGUUUCGAGGACUUGAACCAGAAGGCUUUCGCCGGCACUCUUGACCCUGUUGCUCAGGUUCUCAAGGACGCCAACAUCGCCAAGGAGAAGGUUGACGAGAUCGUUCUCGUUGGUGGUUCCACCCGUAUCCCCAAGAUCCAGAAGCUCCUCAGCGACUUCUUCGGUGGCAAGAAGCUCGAGAAGAGCAUCAACCCCGACGAGGCUGUUGCCUACGGUGCCGCCGUCCAGGCCGGUAUCCUCUCCGGAAAGGCCACUUCUGCCGAGACCGCCGACCUCCUCCUUCUCGAUGUCGUUCCCCUCUCUCUCGGUGUCGCCAUGGAGGGCAACAUCUUUGCUCCCGUUGUUCCCCGUGGACAGACUGUUCCUACCAUCAAGAAGCGCACAUUUACUACGGUUGCUGACAACCAGCAAACCGUCCAGUUCCCCGUCUUCCAGGGUGAGCGUGUCAACUGCGAGGACAACACCUCCCUCGGAGAGUUCACUCUUGCUCCUAUCCCACCUAUGCGCGCUGGUGACGCCGUUCUCGAGGUUGUCUUCGAGGUCGAUGUCAACGGUAUCCUGAAGGUCACCGCGACCGAGAAGACCUCUGGCCGCAGCGCCAACAUCACCAUCUCCAACGCCGUCGGCAAGCUCUCAUCGACUGAGAUUGAGAACAUGAUCAACGACGCUCAGAAGUUCAAGACCAGCGACGAGGCCUUCAGCAAGAAGUUCGAGGGCAGGCAACAGCUUGAGUCCUACAUCUCCCGUGUCGAGGAGAUGGUCUCGGACCCCACCACCUCCAUCCGCCUCAAGCGUGGCCAGAAGGAGAAGAUUGAGUCUGCUCUCUCUGACGCCAUGGCUCAGCUCGAGAUCGAGGAUGCUCCCGCUGAGGACCUGAAGAAGAAGGAGCUUGCGCUGAAGCGCGUCGUCACCAAGGCUUUCUCUACCCGAUAA